UUUUUUUCCAGGAAUAUUUGAAAGAUUUUUAUAGCUACAAGAUAGAGGACAUUCCAACAACAAAAAUGGAAACCAGUAGAAACUUCCUAGAGAAAAAAAUCCAGGAAAUGCAGAAGUUCUUUGGGCUGAAAGUGACGGGGCAGCUGGACUCGUCUACUCUGGAAGUGAUGCACACCCCUCGGUGCGGCGUGCCGGACGUGCAGGACUUCCGAACGCAGCCGAGGAGGCCCGCGUGGAACAAACACCACCUCACCUACAGAAUCCAUAAUUACACCCCUGACCUGAAGAAGGAGGAGGUUGAUUAUGCCAUCCAGAAAGCUUUUCAAGUGUGGAGUGACGUAACGCCCUUGAAAUUCAGAAAGAUUUAUACAGGCAAAGCUGACAUUGUGAUACUUUUCGCACACAGAGAACAUGGUGACUUCAGUCCUUUUGAUGGCAGAGGUGGGGUCUUGGCCCACGCUUACGGACCAGGCUCUGGUAUUGGAGGAGAUGCACAUUUUGAUGAGGCAGAAAUAUGGAGCAAAAAUUUCAAAGGCAUAAACUUGUUCCUUGUUGCUGUUCACGAGCUUGGUCAUUCCCUGGGACUCGGUCAUUCCAAAGACCCAAAGGCAAUAAUGUUCCCCAACUACCGCUACAGUGACCUUAACACAUUCCACCUCUCUGCUGAUGACAUACGAGGCAUUCAGUCCCUCUACGGAGUCCCACAGGCUUACGAAUCCAAGCCAAGACCUGACAGUCAAGGACCAGAUGCCUGCCACCCUAACUUGAGUUUUGAUGCUGUCACUACAAUGGGAGAUAAAAUCCUUUUCUUUAAAGACCGGUUCUUCUGGUGGAGGAAUCCCGAGAGGCCAGCCACCGGAGUUAGUUCCAUUCAGUCCAUGUGGCCACCCUUACCAGCCGGCAUUCAAGCUGCUUAUGAAAUUAAAGCCCAAAACCAAAUUUUUCUUUUUAAAGAUGACAAGUACUGGUUAAUAAGCGAUUUAAGACCAGAGCCAAACUAUCCCAAGAGUAUAUAUUCUCUGGGCUUCCCCACAUCUGUGAAAAACAUUGAUGCAGCUCUCUUCAACCCACUGUACUAUAAAGCCUACUUCUUUGUGGGUAACCAAUAUUGGAGGUAUGAUGUGAAGAGACAGGCCAUGGACCCCACUUAUCCCAGGCUGAUUAGCACAUACUUCCCCGGGAUUGAAAACAAAAUUGAUGCAGUCUUCUAUUUCAAAAGACACUACUAUUUCUUCCAAGGACCUAAUCAACUUGAGUACGAUACCCAACUGCAUCAAAUCACCAAAAGGCUGAAGAGCAACAGCUGGUUUGGAUGUUAGGAAGGAUGUAACUAGUGGUAUUUGUCAACCGCUUCAGUUGAAGAAGUAUUUAUUGCGUAUUUACACUAUUCUCAGGGUAACUACUACAUUGUGAUAUGUAUCAUAAGACAAAGUCAACCUAUAGCUUAUGCUUGUGUAUUUGAAUAAUUACAUAAAAUACAAACCAGUAAUUUCAAUU
Perognathus longimembris pacificus (Pacific pocket mouse) is the source of this 1497-nucleotide messenger RNA. RefSeq names its product matrix metallopeptidase 12 (gene Mmp12). NCBI's taxonomy places the organism in Eukaryota, Metazoa, Chordata, Mammalia, Rodentia, Heteromyidae. Gene Ontology annotation, molecular function: zinc ion binding; metalloendopeptidase activity. The record is from RefSeq and is a predicted model, not a curated record. The transcript is spliced from 9 exons. Gene Ontology annotation, cellular component: extracellular matrix. The coding region runs from base 66 to 1319 and encodes 417 amino acids. Gene Ontology annotation, biological process: collagen catabolic process; extracellular matrix organization; proteolysis.